Messenger RNA from Apis cerana (Asiatic honeybee), 1622 nucleotides. It is a transcript of the gene Prosbeta6, whose product is annotated as proteasome beta6 subunit. The record is from RefSeq and is a predicted model, not a curated record. Lineage: Eukaryota; Metazoa; Arthropoda; Insecta; Hymenoptera; Apidae. Gene Ontology annotation, cellular component: proteasome core complex; cytoplasm; nucleus.
AGAUCGAAAUUUUCAACGUUCAUCCGUGAGGUGAUAUCAUUUAAAUAAUUUAUUUAAUAACGAUGCAGCGAUUAUUUUACGUUCAGAAAUAUAAAAAUUAUCAUAAAUAAAUCUAUAUAUAUUUAUCUAUAUGUAUAUGUAAUAUAUUUACGAUAUAAAUAUAUGAAUAUUAUUAUAACUAAAUAUCAUGUACUAAAUAUUUCAUUACUGAAAUUUGAUUUUAUUUAUUACACGUAAUAAAUGUGUAAUAAAUAAUUAUUACACAUAUUUAGAUAAAUAUAAAAUAAAGAGCAGAUAAAAUUUACUAAAAUUUCAUAUUUAUAUUAUAUAUAUUUCAACAAAGUAUUAUUACGUUAAUCAAUAGAAAUUCAAAAUUUUAAAUAAUUUAUUUUAAUUUAUUAUUUAUUAAUUAUAUUUAUUAUUUUAAUUUAUUAUUAUUUUAUACAUAUUUUAAAUUAUUAAUUUAUUAAAAAGAAAAAAUAAAAAUAAUUUAAUUUAUGAUUCAUUUUAAUCGUAUAUUAUAUAUUAUAUUAUUUGAUAUAUUUAAUAAUUACUUAUAUUUUUUUAUUAUUUAUUUAUUUUAAUUUAAAUUAUAAAUAAUAUUUUUAUUUUUUUCAGAAUAAAUAUUUUACUUUGUAUAUAUGGCAAAAUAAAUUUUUCAUUAUUGGUGUAUUCUUGCAGAGCUAAAUAUAAACUAACCAAUCAGAUUUAUGACAAUCACUGAAUAUGUAUAAUUUAUUCAUAUAAGAAAAUAAUGCUGUUUUGCUUGCCAUUUUAACUCUAAAGUGUAUUGUCAUUCAGUGUGAGAAGUGUUUGAAAUUUAUUUAAUAAAAAAUAUUGAAAAAAAUGGUUUCUUUAAGUGAAAUUCCAGGAAGAUCUUUAUCAGAUUAUGCGACAGAAGGAGCAAAAAUGAGAAAUUUCAAUCCUUAUGCUGAUAAUGGAGGGAGUGUCAUAGCUCUUGCAGGAGAUAAUUUUUGUGUAAUAGCAGCAGACACGCGUCUCAGUACAGGUUUUUCUAUUUAUACGCGUGAACAACAAAAACUAUUUCCUUUAUCAUCAAAAACUGUUUUGGGUUGCUCAGGUUGUUGGUGUGAUACACUUACUUUAACUAGAAUUUUAUCUGCUCGAAUGCAGAUGUAUGAGCAUGAACAUCAAAAAGAAAUGCCAACACCAGCAGUUGCACAAAUGCUAUCAACAAUGUUAUAUUAUAAACGUUUUUUCCCUUAUUAUGUAAGUAAUAUUCUUGGUGGAUUAGAUGAAAAUGGUAAAGGUUGUGUCUAUAGUUAUGAUCCCAUUGGACACUGUGAAAUAACAAAAUACAGAGCAGGUGGUUCUGCUGGAGCUCUUUUACAGCCUCUCUUGGAUAAUCAGAUUGGGUAUAAGAAUCAAGAAGGUGUUGAAUCUGUUCCUUUGACUCAAGAGAGAGCUGUUGCAAUUAUAAAAGAUGUUUUCACAUCAGCGGCAGAAAGAGAUAUUUACACUGGUGAUUCUAUAUUUAUUAAAAUUAUAACAAGUGAUGGUAUACAAAAUUUUAGUUUUGCAUUGAGAAAAGAUUAAUGAAAUGGAAUAAAAAUAAUGUACUAUUGAAUUUUCAUAUGAAUAAAAUUAACGCUAAAAAAUAA